AUUGUUAACUGGAUAAUAUGGGAUCUAAAGUCAUUUAAAUUAUCUUCCACCUGACAUCAUUGAGAUUUAAGUUUGUUAAUUUUUUUUAUGAAACAAUAAAAAUUGCUAUUCUAUUUAUCUUUAUAUUUGACUGGAAUCACGGACUUGAUAUUCUAUGAGUACUAUUAAAAUGAGAAAAUUUAGUUGUUAUAACCUCAAUUUUUGAUUUUUAAAACUAAGUUUCUCUUGUUGUGAAUGAGCGAAAAAUAUGUCGUCCAAACUUUCUUACGUACCAUUAUCAUCUUCAGUAAAUCCCAGUUUUUGGAGCAAGUUAUCAGAACUUAAACUAGAUAUAUAUAAAUUGAAUGAAGUUGAACAACAUAUAUGGGGCUAUUUAGAGUUAAUAAACAACCCAAGUUGCCCCCUUAGUCUUGUAGAAAUUGAUAGUACGUCGUUUAAUACUUCUGCUUAUGGCCAAAAUAUGAAUUUAUUAUUCCAUGGAAAACUCAUUAAUACAAAUACUAUUGAGAGAUUUCGGGAGUAUGAUAAAACACAACUUAUUAAUGAUUUUGGAGUACAACUGCAAGAGAAGUUGAAAAAUGGUGAAGCCCUAAGGAACCCUUCAGUACUAAAUUGCUUCGUUUUGUUAUCUUUUGCUGAUAUAAAAAAAUUCCAUUAUUAUUAUUGGUUUGCAUUUCCUGUUCCUAAAGGUGUGAAUAUAAUAAACAUUACAACACAUAAAAUAAUAUCUGAAUUUAAUAAUGAUUUGCUCCAAAAAUUUUUGACUUCAUAUAAAAAUUUAGAUAACACCCAAAAUGGAUACUUUGCAUUAUUUCGUAAAAACGAUGAAAUAGAAUUGAAUACUUUAGAAUUUACCUAUGAUAAAUUACCUUCCACUGAUUCCAAAAUAUAUUUUGGGUUCUAUAACACAGCAAAAGGCUCUAAAGUAGGUACUCAGCUAAGAAAUUUUGUGCUGCAUAUUUUGCAUUAUUGUCCAUUUUUAGAAAAUAAGGAAGUAAAAUUUGUAGCCAUUACUCUUAGUAGAGGAAAGUCUGAAAUACAUUUAAAAGAUAGUAUGAUCCAUGUGCUGAAAUUACCGAAACUAGAUCCCGAUGUUUACUCCUCAUGGGUGGGUUGGGAGAGAAAUGAACGAGAUAAAUUGGGACCAAGAUUCGCUAAUAUGAGGACGUCUUUGGACCCCUCAGUAAUAGCUGAAAAUUCUGUUGAUUUAAAUUUGAAACUCAUGAAAUGGAACCUUUUGCCUUCUAUUGAUCUUGAAAAACUAAAAAAAACAAAAUGUUUGUUAUUGGGGGCUGGUACUUUAGGAUGUUCUGUAGCCAGGACUUUAUUAGGUUGGGGUAUUAGAAAUAUCACUUUUGUCGAUAACGCGACUGUUUCUUUCUCAAAUCCAGUGAGGCAGAGUUUAUUCACUUAUCAAGAUUCUGUCGAAGCAAAACCAAAAGCACAAGCAGCCGCCGAUGGACUGAAAUUAAUAUUUCCCGGUGUGAACAGCAAAGGUUACCAUAUGAAUAUAUCAAUGCCUGGUCAUACAGUUGGGCAAAGUUUUAUUGAACAAACUACAGUAGAUGUUCGAAAACUCAUUGAACUAAUUGAAGAACACGAUGUUAUGUUCUUAUUGAUGGAUUCUAGAGAAAGUAGAUGGUUACCAACAUUAUUAGGAGCAAAUCAGCAAAAAUUGGUUGUUAAUGCAGCUUUAGGCUUUGAUUCGUAUCUCAUAAUGAGGCAUGGUAUACACAAUGAAAUUACCAAUAAAUCACUUUUACCACAUCCGGAAGGUUUUAAAUGCAUACUAGGAAAUAAUUUAGGUUGUUACUUUUGUAAUGAUGUUACUGCCCCCGGAGAUUCUAUGAAACAUAGAACUUUAGAUCAACAGUGCACUGUCACAAGACCCGGUGUGUCUCAAAUAGCUGGUGCUUUGGCAGCCGAAUUAGCAGUUUCUUUGUUGCAACAUACAGAGGGGGUAUCAGCACCUGCUUUCUACACUUCAUGUAACCAAAAUUCAAAUAACUUGAACAUGGAAAAUUUAAAUCCCUCAAUUUUGGGUAUAGUACCGCAUUCCAUAAGAGGUUUCUUGUCUUCUUUCGAACAGUUUCUACCAGCAACUGAAAAAUAUAAAAAUUGCGUAGCUUGUUCAGAUCUGAUUAUCAAUGAGUACAGACAGAAAGGAAUGGAAUUUCUAUUCGAGGUAUUCGCUUCUUCGAAACAUUUAGAAGAUGUAGCUUUAUUAACUGAAAUAUAUAAAGAAAUGGAAAUGGAAGAAAUACUGGAGUUUAGUGAUGGAGAAGAUGUUGGUGGUUCCAGUGUUGGUUCAAACAAUUAGAAGGAAUUUGUAUAGUCAACGUGAUUUCACUUGUAACUCAACAUAUUAUUUACUUAGUUUACUGUGUUGUACUUAUUUUGAUCAUUAAAAAUAUCCAAGCGUAUGCACACA
Messenger RNA from Diorhabda carinulata, 2431 nucleotides. RefSeq names its product ubiquitin-like modifier-activating enzyme ATG7. The transcript is spliced from 12 exons. The coding region runs from base 248 to 2320 and encodes 690 amino acids. The record is from RefSeq and is a predicted model, not a curated record. Gene Ontology annotation, molecular function: Atg8 activating enzyme activity; Atg12 activating enzyme activity. Gene Ontology annotation, biological process: protein modification by small protein conjugation; piecemeal microautophagy of the nucleus; C-terminal protein lipidation. Gene Ontology annotation, cellular component: phagophore assembly site; cytoplasm. NCBI's taxonomy places the organism in Eukaryota, Metazoa, Arthropoda, Insecta, Coleoptera, Chrysomelidae.